GCAACGUUUUCAUGGAAACAGGUUAACAAACAUUGGUGACCGUUUGGUUUUCGGUUUUUCGGAGCAACAGAGAAUAUCGUCAUUUAGAUUAAGAUUUAGACGCGUUUUGCAAAGCCAUGGGAGAAGUUGUAAAAGAUGUUCAGAAGAAUCUCAACGCUUCUAUUUUAAAUACCGACCAACAAGAGAAACUGCGACAGUUUAAGAUUCAAACAAGAAUCAACAACGAAACGUAUUUGAGAGCCCAUCCAGAAGUGGAUGAAAUCAUUGGCGACUUUCUAAGACAUUUGCUGGUUAAAAAGCCGUCUGACAUUCGUGAAUUUGCUGCAGAUCACUUCUCCUCCAUAAGCGAUCCUUCUGACUCUGUAUCAAAAGAAAACAGUGAAACGGAUUGAAAGAUCUGACAACAUCCUCCUUGUACCUCUCUUGAGACAGAGAUCGGAUGUGGAUGGGUUCUAAAUGUACAUCAGUGUUGGUCCAUUAUGCUUGUAUUCGUAUUACUCAUUGUAAUAUUCCUAGAAGUGCCUCAGACGAUUAAACUAAUGCGUGAUUGUGAAAGAGGAGGAAGUCCUGUGAAGGUUACGCAUUGCUCUUUGACCAAUUCAUUUUGACAGUAUUGUUUACAGACUUAAUGUUGUCUCAUGUUCAACUACUUGUCCUUAUUUUAAUGUGAUUUUGUAGCAGUUGAUCUGCUGCCUUUACUUUGCACCUUAACUUAAAACACAAAUAAACUUGGGGGGAAAAAAGUAA
Gambusia affinis (western mosquitofish) is the source of this 747-nucleotide messenger RNA. RefSeq names its product RIIa domain-containing protein 1 (gene riiad1). Bases 117 to 392 code for a protein of 91 amino acids. Lineage: Eukaryota; Metazoa; Chordata; Actinopteri; Cyprinodontiformes; Poeciliidae. The record is from RefSeq and is a predicted model, not a curated record. The transcript is spliced from 4 exons.